CUUUAAAUGCACAACAGCAGAUCACUACUCCACUCCUAUAAAAGCCGCGCAGUCGACCGCAGAUUUGUCCUUUCUUGAUUGUUAGGGUUUCUCUAUCUCCCGCAUUCUUCAAUUGGGGCACACACCUGAAUUACAGAGAGCAAGCGUUUUAACAUUCGAUUCAAUUUAUUUAUUUGUGUUUUCUGAUUUUAAUUCGUGAUAUUUUAAUUGGUGAGUGGAUGGCGCCGAAGUUAGCGAAGAGAACUUCAGCGGGACCGGGAAACAAGCGAGGUACGCGGGCUCGGACCGCGGCGGCGAAGGUUCAGGAGGAGGUUGGGGUUACGGAGGCAGAGAGUGUUGAGGAAAAAAAGCUGCCGGUAGCUGUGGAGGAGAUUGGGAGGGACCCUGCGGUAGGCAUGGGUGAGAAAGGAACGAAGCCGGCUGUAGCUAUCGAGGACAAAGAGACGGAGCCUGAGGAUAAUGCUGAGACAAACGUGACGGAAGAAAUUGAAGAUGAUUAUGCCAAGAAGGACAUUUAUGCUAAUGUAUCCAUUGAUGAUUAUGAGAGAGAUGAGCAUUUGGACUUGGAGGAUAAUGACCCUGAGUACGAACCCGAAGAAUAUGGAAGUGUAGAUUAUGAUGAUAAGGAAAUUGAGCAAGAUCCUCAAGAAGACGGAGGUGAAGCAGAGGAAGAUCCUGAAGAGGUGGAUGUUGGUGAUGACGAGGGUGAUUUGGUUGAGGAGGAAGUGGAAGGUGUCCCUGAAGAACUUGAACCGGAGGAAGAAGAUGAGCAUGCGGGUGAGUAUCAUGCUGAGACGUAUGAUGCUGCUGAGCAUGAAGAACAUCAUGAAGUUGUCAAGGAGAGACGAAAAAGGAAGGAGUUUGAAAUUUUUGUUGGGGGAUUGGACAAGGAUGCUACUGAGAGUGAUCUUAGGAAAGUUUUCAGUGAAGUUGGUGAAGUUACUGAAGUUAGACUUAUGAUGAAUACUCAGACAAAGAAGAACAAGGGUUUUGCUUUCUUGCGUUUUGCAACCGUGGAGCAAGCGAAACGAGCUUGUGCUCAGCUGAGGAAUCCAGUGAUUAAUGGCAAGCAGUGUGGUGUUUCCCAAAGCCAGGACAGUGAUACUCUAUUUGUGGGUAACAUAUGCAAGACAUGGACAAAAGAAGCUUUGAAAGAAAAGCUAAAGCAUUAUGGUGUUGAGGGUCUUGAGGAUUUGACAUUGGUUGAAGACAGUAACAACGCGGGGUCAAAUAGAGGCUUUGCCUUUCUGGAGUUCUCAUCCCGGUCUGAUGCCAUGGACGCUUUUAAGCGUCUACAGAGAAGGGAUGUAAUGUUUGGAAUAGAUAGGCCUGCAAAAGUUUCUUUUGCUGACUCUUUCAUUGACCCUGGUGAUGAAAUAAUGGCUCAGGUUAAGACUGUUUUUAUCGAUGGUAUAUCUGCCUCAUGGGAUGAGGAACAUGUGAAGGAUCUUCUCAAGAAGUAUGGGGAGAUUGAGAAAAUUGAGCUUGCCCGUAAUAUGCCAUCGGCCAGGAGAAAGGAUUUUGGAUUUGUUACAUUUGGCACCCAUGAUGCAGCUGUUAUUUGUGCAAAAAGUAUCAACAACGAGGAGCUGGGUGGAGGAGAUAACAAGGCUAAAGUUCGGGCCAGAUUGUCAAGACCCCUUCAGAGAGGCAAGGGGAAAAAUGUUGCUCGAGGUGACUCGCGGCCUGGGCGUGGGUUGGUAAGAGGUACUAGGAGCCCUUGGAGUGGUUCCACUCACCGUAGUGUUUCACUCCGCGGGUCUAGAGGAAAUGGAUCGCGUAUUCCUCCUGUAGCUGAUCGUAGGCACAGACGACCUGCUGACAUUCGAGAUAGAAGGCCAGUGCCAGCUCCUCCUUCGAGAAGCAGGCCUGCUGCUCCCUUACCGAGGUCCUAUGACAGGAGGCUGCCACCUGUUCCAUCAUACUCCAAGAGCGGUUUGAAGAGGGACUAUGGCCACCGAGAGGACCUUCAUCCUAGGAGCAGAGCCGCUGUAGACUACAGCUCUCGGGAAGUUUCGGCUAGACGACUGCAAUAUAGAGAUGAUUAUCCUCUUCGUCCAUCUGCUUACCCUGAUUAUCCUAGAGGUGAUGCAUCAAGAUCUGCAGCCAGACGACCUUAUGUUGAUGAUGGCUACAGUCAGAGGUAUGAAAGGGCACCAAGUUACAGGGAGGCACGUGGCCGUGAAUACGAUUCUAUGGCUGGUUCUAAACGUCCGUAUGCUGCCUUGGAUGAUGCUCCCCCACGCUAUUUGGAGGCUGGGAUGCGUCACUCUCGUCCACGUCUAGAUUAUGAUCCUGGAAGUGGAGUUUCUCACUAUGGGGAUCCUUACAGUGAUAGAUUUGAGAGGUCAAACAUUGGGUAUGGCGGAACUCGAGGUUCUUUGCCCAGUCAAGAGUCCCAUGGGUUUUACAGUGGUCGUCAAGAAAUGGGUUACGAUGGAGGCCCUUAUGGUGGUAGUGACUUUGGUGGGAUGUACUCAUCAAGCUCUGGUGGUGGUUAUAUGUCUCGUGGGAGUAACGUUGACACUAGCUCCUAUCCUUCACUUUACUCUGGGCGAGGUUUAGGUGGAAGUAGUUAUAUGGGAAGCAGUGGUUCCAGGCUGCUGAAGGAGAGUAAUAUGUUGUACUUAUGGCUUUUGGUUUACAUGACCACCGUCUUAACCAAAAUGGAGUUGAGGGGAGAGGCUUCUCUACGAUGUGGAAGGCUUCAAAUAUGGAAUUUAAUGCUCACAUUUCCAUAUGUGAUGUUAUUUGGACAUAAGGAACCUUCAUGGGUUGUUGAGUUUCAGAACUUAGAGGAGACCAUCUGCAGGAUCUGGCUAAGCCUCGGCUACAACCAAGAGACAGACUCAGCCAACGACACGCGCAACGCCCUAAUCACGGCUGUAACCUUCCAAGCUGGGGUCAACCCACCAGGCAGAAGGCGGGCCGGGCUAUAUACGCGGCCCAACAAGGGGCCUUUUACACUCUCAACGUCCGUACUUGUCCUUGUGUCCCUCACCUAUAGGUUCCCCUUCCAUAUCGAGCUCUGGGCAGCCAUUGUAGCCAUGUUUGUGACUUAUUUUCCUGAUGAGUCGGUUAAGUUUAGGUAUCUGUUGGCCACAGCUGCCGUGCCCAUUGCAGUC
This is a messenger RNA of Striga asiatica, 3125 nucleotides long. The record is from the annotation of a GenBank genome assembly. Lineage: Eukaryota; Viridiplantae; Streptophyta; Magnoliopsida; Lamiales; Orobanchaceae.